AUGCGACCCAUUUUGCUGGCAAGAGCUGUGUUAAUGGCAGUAGGCUGGACGGCCCAAUGUGUUCUGGCCAUUGAUGCAAGUCUCGUGGGUGAGGCUAGCAAUGCCUUGUCAGCAUUUCUGGCAGAUGCGCCCUUGUCAACUCAAUCCGCAUCGGCCUCAACUCAGGCUCUAGAUAUGGCGUCACUCAGAAGUGCGGUCAUCGCAGGCAAUUAUACCUCCCGCUUGUCCAAUCUUACGAGGCAGCGUUGCCCCGUGAGUUGCACCAGUGCCGGGGCUGUCGAUUCGUCCAACUGGUCUGUUUAUCAUAGUGUGGAUCGUCUCUCGCUGUGCAAUAGUACCAUGCUUUUGAAUUUCGCCGUCUUUAAUCUCCUUGGAAACUCGGACACGCACAUCAGUAUUUCUGCCUGUACUGCCGAUCUGGAUUCCUCGACGACGGAAACAGUGGCAUCCAUCGCCAGUGAUGUUACAUCCAAUACUGAUGGUGCGAAUUUGACUGAAGUGACCUCAUCGGUGCAGCUCAGCUCGUCAGGAUCGACUUCCGAAGCCUCUUUGACUGAUGUCGUUGCCGCCCUGGAGCAACUACAAAUAUCAUCCGCUCUCAAUGUCGCCCAACUGGCAUCAAAUGAGACGUUUCAUUUUUCUUUGUCUGGAAACGCUGCGGUGGGUGUUUAUGUUGGCUCCGGACUUGCCAGUCAACAAGUGAUUACCUCCAUCCUGAAGAGCCUUAUAUCGCAAGUCCAAAGCGAUGGCACCGUGGCCGAAACUCUCCUCGUCCAGCUGUGUGAUAAUCGCACGGCCAGAUACUCCUUAGGAGUCUUCAUCGAUACCCAGGCGAAUCUUUCGUCGGUGCAGUCCGCCGUGCAAUCAUGGCGGAACAACACUUGCAUUACGACUAUGGACAAAACCACCGAAGACUGGAAAAAAGCCACUUUCCUCGCCACAUCUCAUAUCCAAUUAAACUCCUCUGUUAGCAACAGCAGUGUCAAUAUCACCAACUCGACUACAUUGGCAAAGAGAUCACAUGGUCGUGUUAUUCUUCCACGCGACGACACCUGUACCACAGCUCAGGUUGUCUCAGGGGACACAUGUAUAACUCUUGCCGCAGAAUGUGGCAUCACAUACGCAGAGUUCACAGACUAUAACUCCAUUGAUGACUGUACCGAUCUCCCAGUGGGGGAAUACGUCUGUUGUUCCAGUGGGACCCUGCCUGACAAUUCCCCGCAACCGGAUUCUGACGAUAAUUGCUACGCAUACGUGGUAGUGACAGGAGAUACUUGCUCGGCGUUAGCCGCGACUUAUUAUAUCACUGUGGAUGAGAUUGAAAGUUAUAACAACGACACGUGGGGAUGGAUGGGGUGUGGUGAUCUGCUGAUCGGAAACAAUAUGUGUUUAAGCAGCGGCUGGCCUCCAAUGCCCACCACUAUUGACAACGCAGUUUGCGGCCCCCAGGUAAACGGUACUGCAACCGCACCUCAUGGUACCGAUUUGAGUACUUUGAAUGAAUGCCCCCUCAAUGCUUGCUGUGAUAUUUGGGGGCAGUGUGGAACGACAGCUGAGUUCUGCACCAUCUCUAACUCAACUACUGGGGCCCCUGGAACGGCUGCAGCGAAUGAAAAUGGCUGUAUAUCCAACUGCGGAACUGAUAUAGUGACAUCCGAUGCCCCGGCUGAGUACUUCUCCAUUGCCUAUUUUGAGGGCUUUGAUUGGGAACGACCUUGCCUGCGAAUGUCGGUCGACCAAGUCGAUACGUCAAGUUAUACCCAUAUCCAUUUUGGGUUUGCAGCUAUCAAUGCUGAUUAUUCCCUUAAUGUGACUGCCAUUGAGCCUCAAUUGCCCUUCCUGCUCGGUAUGAGUGGUAUCAAGCGAAUCAUAUCAAUAGGUGGAUGGGAUUUUUCUACUGAUCCUGACACAUACAUGAUCUUCCGGGAUGUGGUGAGCUCGGAAACCAACCGUGCAACCUUGAUCACAAACGUGGUGAACUUUUUGGUUGACAAUGACCUGGAUGGGGUGGAUUGGGACUGGGAGUAUCCCGAUGAGCCUGAUAUUGAAGGUAUACCAGCUGGCACGGCCGAAGAUAGCGUGGGUUAUUUUCUGCUACUCGAGGAACUUAAAACCAGUCUGGCUUCGAGCUCAGCCACGUCCGAUAUGACGGUUUCUUUCACUGCACCAGCCUCGUUCUGGUACUUGCAGUAUUUCCCUGUACUAGCACUCAGCUAUGUGGUGGAUUAUAUUGUCUACAUGACAUACGACCUCCACGGACAGUGGGACUAUGGGCAUGCCUAUUCCGAUGAUGGCUGCUCAGCUGGCAACUGUUUGCGGUCCCAUGUGAACUUGACGGAAACUAUCAACGCGCUUUCCAUGAUUACCAAAGCUGGUGUUUCUGCGAACACUGUUGCUGUGGGUGUCUCCAGCUACGGACGUUCCUUUGAAAUGACCGAGGCCGGCUGCUGGACCGAGAUGUGCACGUACACAGGGCCUGAUUCAGGUGCCCUUCCAGGACCCUGCACGGAUACUGCUGGUUAUAUUUCCGACUAUGAGCUGGGCUUGAUCAUCGCAGAGAAUCCUACGGCCGAAUCUCUCUUCGACUCGGACUCCUUCUCGAACAUCCUGGUCUACAACGAUACCCAGUGGGUUGCCUACAUGAAUGAUUCCAACAAGGCGGUCCGGACUAUUUUGUACGAGAGUCUGAAUUUCCUGGGAGUCGCAGAUUGGGCAGUGGAUCUACAGUCAGAUGAUGGUGACGGUGAUUCAUCCUCUUCUUCGUCUAAUUCCUCGGCGGAGACUAUCUAUGUGAAUCCUGAUAUUUGGAAUUCGGCAACUCCAAUCGUAACAGCACUGCCUGGUGACACACUCAUAUGGCCUCCAAUGCCUUUGAGUAGCACAACGACUAUCACAUUUCCUCUCUGGGCCACCACAGUCUCCUACUCAAGCCUUACCACCCUCACAAACACUCUCACGGAUGGCUCGACAUCGACUUAUCCCUGGUAUCUCUACGUGUCUAUUCCAACCAUUAUCUCAAUUCCCCCAGGUUGGUUUCUCUUCUGA
Messenger RNA from Penicillium longicatenatum, 3045 nucleotides. RefSeq names its product class v protein. NCBI's taxonomy places the organism in Eukaryota, Fungi, Ascomycota, Eurotiomycetes, Eurotiales, Aspergillaceae. Gene Ontology annotation, biological process: carbohydrate metabolic process. Gene Ontology annotation, molecular function: chitin binding. The coding region runs from base 1 to 3045 and encodes 1014 amino acids. The transcript has a single exon. The record is from RefSeq and is a predicted model, not a curated record.